AUGAAGGCCAGUGAGAAGGAGGAGUUAUUACUGUCUAUUCUGCCUAAACACAUUGCUGAUGAGAUGCUACAGGGCAUGAAGAACCAGGCAGAUCAGAAGGAAGUGCAGCGACAGCAGCAGUUUAACACUAUGUACAUGUACCGCCAUGAAAACGUCAGUAUCCUGUUUGCAGACAUUGUAGGCUUCACCCAACUCUCUUCCACCUGCAGUGCUCACGAACUUGUCAAACUUCUUAAUGAACUGUUUGCUCGCUUUGACAAACUGGCUGCACAACAUCACCAACUAAGGAUUAAAAUUCUUGGUGACUGUUAUUACUGCAUCUGUGGUCUUCCAGACUUCAGAGAAGACCAUGCUGCUUGCUCUAUCAAUAUGGGCCUAGCCAUGGUAGAGGCUAUAUCGUAUGUGAGAGAAAAGACACAAACUGAUGUGGACAUGCGUGUAGGAGUCCACACUGGCACUGUGCUUGGUGGGGUUUUGGGGCAGAAGCGCUGGCAGUUUGAUGUCUGGUCAACUGACGUCACAGUUGCCAAUAAAAUGGAGUCUGGAGGUAUUCCUGGGAGAGUGCACAUUUCCCAGAGCACAAAGGACAGUUUGAAUGGAGAGUUUGAGAUGGAGCCCGGUAAUGGAGGCGAGAGGUGUGAAUAUCUGAUGGAAAAAGGCAUUGAAACGUACCUGGUCAUAGUGCCAAAGGACAAAGCAAAUGGACUGAAUGAAAAUAAACCAAGAACACUGUCAAACCAAAAUUCAAACCAGUUGAUUAACACUACGUCAAGUAAUGGGACUACAGCGUCACCCAAGGCAACACCAGAUACAAAACAUGAGUCUCAGAGGGUUAAAUUUGUUGAGGAGCAAGUGAUUAACAGACGUCUACAGCAGGAGCUCCUAGAGAGAGAGACACAGCAAAUAAUGAAAGAAAACAAGUUCAACCCUCUGUCGUUGAGUUUUGUGGAUGGAAAACUAGAGGAGCACUACUCAUCAGAGAAAGAGAAGAGGAGUGGAGCAGCCUUCUCCUGCUGUGCCAUUGUGCUUUUCUUCAUCACAGCUAUGCAGGUUUUCAUAGAUCCGCUGUUGGGCGUAAACUAUGUAACUUUUGCUGUUGGAGAGGUUUUACUGCUUAUCCUUACAGUCUGCUCACUUGCUGCUGUCUUCCCCAGGAUGUUCUCAAAAAGGCUGGUGUCUUUCUCUUUGUGGAUUGAUCGAACACGCUGGGCAAGGAACACAUGGGCCGUGGCAGCCAUAUUUGUACUGACCAUGACUGUGAUUGCUGAUAUGCUUAGUUGUGCUCCUCCAUCACUCCGCCUUCUUAACAGUUCUACUGGUUUGGUGUUGGAGGCUGUGGGGGACAGAGACUGUGCCAAAAAUCCCAAACACUACAGCUUCAUGGCAGUCAUGUCCCUUAUUGCCACAGCAAUGUUAGUACAGGUCGGCCACCUGAUUAAACUGGGCCUCAUGGUGCUGGUCGUCACGGCUACAGGAGCUGUGAAUAUCUACAGCUGGAGUGACCUUUACGAACUAUAUGAUUUGAUACAGUUUGAAAGUUACAGAACCUCUGUUGUGCCGACCAAGUACCUUAUGACUAUGAUGAUAAUAGUUAUGAUGAUUGGCUUUUACUUUUUUGCCCGUCAUUUGGAGCAUCAGUCUAGGAAGUUGUUCCUGUGGAAAAUUGGUGUUCAUGAACAAAAGGAAAAAGUCUCUGAAAUGAGACGUUGGAAUGAAGCACUGGUCACGAACAUGCUGCCAGAGCAUGUAGCCAAACACUUUCUAGGCACAAAGAAGAGAGAUGAGGAGUUGUACAGCCAGUCAUAUGAAGAAAUUGGUGUGAUGUUUGCUUCUAUCCCCAAUUUUUCGGACUUCUACACAGAAGAGAGCAUUAACAAUGGAGGCCUUGAGUGCCUCCGGAUUCUUAAUGAGAUAAUUUCAGACUUUGACAGUUUGUUAGAUCGAGAUGAAUUCCGCUGUAUAACUAAGAUCAAGACCAUAGGCAGCACAUACAUGGCAGCUUCAGGUCUCACCACAGAAAGUAUCUCAAAUGGAUACAACAAUCUGAAGUCUGAAGAGCCCUCAUUGAUUCAGCGUUGGCAACAUCUCGCUGACCUGGCUGAAUUUGCUCUGGCAAUGAAAGUCACACUAAACAACCUAAACAAACAGUCUUUUAACAACUUCAUGCUUCGAAUAGGUCUCAAUAAGGGUGGAGUGCUGGCUGGUGUGAUUGGGGCACGUAAGCCUCACUAUGAUAUCUGGGGUAACACAGUGAAUGUAGCCAGCAGAAUGGAGUCCACUGGAGUCAUGGGAAACAUUCAGGUGGUGGAAGAUUGCUAUAAAAUACUGAAAGAAUAUGAUUUUCGGUUUAUACGAAGAGGAUCAAUUUAUGUUAAAGGAAAAGGUGAACUACUUACUUUUUUUAUGAAAGGCAGAGACAAGCCUGCACAAACCAAUGUUCCAGCCUCUACUGCUCUACCCCACCAAGUAGUAGAUGUUUCUUGAGUUGCUCCCAAUAGCAUAUGGAUACAUUGUUUUAUCAUUUAUAUUCAUAUUAUGGCAUCAAAGUAGACUGCAAACAACAUAUUUCAAAAUACUGUACUUUUUCUAUAGGGGUACAGCUUGUGGGUCAGCCAAUGUUUUGCAUAAUUAAACAGGUAAUUAACUCAUUAUA
This is a messenger RNA of Boleophthalmus pectinirostris (great blue-spotted mudskipper), 2653 nucleotides long. Its product is annotated as adenylate cyclase type 3-like. Bases 1 to 2484 code for a protein of 827 amino acids. Gene Ontology annotation, biological process: intracellular signal transduction; adenylate cyclase-activating G protein-coupled receptor signaling pathway; cAMP biosynthetic process. Gene Ontology annotation, molecular function: adenylate cyclase activity. The record is from RefSeq and is a predicted model, not a curated record. The transcript is spliced from 19 exons. NCBI's taxonomy places the organism in Eukaryota, Metazoa, Chordata, Actinopteri, Gobiiformes, Gobiidae.